Messenger RNA from Chinchilla lanigera (long-tailed chinchilla), 2686 nucleotides. It is a transcript of the gene Stt3a, whose product is annotated as STT3A, subunit of the oligosaccharyltransferase complex (catalytic). Gene Ontology annotation, molecular function: dolichyl-diphosphooligosaccharide-protein glycotransferase activity. Gene Ontology annotation, cellular component: membrane. Gene Ontology annotation, biological process: post-translational protein modification. NCBI's taxonomy places the organism in Eukaryota, Metazoa, Chordata, Mammalia, Rodentia, Chinchillidae. The record is from RefSeq and is a predicted model, not a curated record.
UGGAGCCGGCCCCCAGGGUUGGGUGCGCCACUGAACGGAUGGCCGUGGUAGCGGAGCGGAUUCCUAAGGAACGCUGGCCGGUGGAAAAGGCCGUAGGCUCUGUUUGUGUGUCAUCUGUUGCCACCUGUUAAUGACAAGAUGACUAAGCUUGGAUUUUUGCGGUUGUCCUAUGAGAAGCAGGACACACUUCUGAAGCUUCUCAUUCUGUCAAUGGCUGCUGUAUUAUCUUUCUCCACUCGUCUCUUUGCUGUCCUGAGAUUUGAAAGUGUUAUCCAUGAAUUUGAUCCGUACUUCAAUUAUCGGACUACCCGGUUCUUAGCUGAGGAGGGAUUUUAUAAAUUCCAUAACUGGUUUGAUGACCGGGCCUGGUACCCUUUGGGACGAAUCAUUGGAGGAACAAUUUACCCAGGCUUAAUGAUCACCUCUGCUGCAAUCUACCAUGUUCUUCAUUUUUUCCACAUCACCAUCGACAUUCGGAAUGUCUGUGUGUUCCUGGCCCCUCUCUUCUCCUCCUUCACCACCAUCGUCACGUACCACCUUACCAAAGAGCUCAAGGAUGCAGGGGCUGGGCUUCUUGCUGCUGCCAUGAUUGCUGUAGUUCCUGGAUAUAUCUCCCGAUCUGUGGCUGGCUCUUAUGAUAAUGAAGGGAUUGCCAUCUUUUGCAUGCUACUCACCUACUACAUGUGGAUCAAGGCAGUAAAGACUGGUUCCAUCUACUGGGCAGCCAAGUGUGCCCUCGCUUAUUUCUACAUGGUCUCUUCCUGGGGAGGUUAUGUGUUCCUGAUCAACUUGAUCCCUCUUCAUGUCCUGGUGCUGAUGCUCACAGGCCGUUUCUCCCACCGGAUCUACGUGGCCUACUGCACCGUUUACUGCCUGGGCACCAUUCUUUCCAUGCAGAUCUCCUUCGUGGGUUUCCAGCCUGUCCUUUCGUCAGAACACAUGGCAGCCUUUGGAGUCUUUGGUCUCUGCCAGAUUCACGCUUUUGUGGAUUACCUGCGCAGCAAGUUGAAUCCACAGCAGUUUGAAGUUCUCUUCCGGAGUGUCAUCUCCCUGGUAGGGUUUGUCCUACUCACCAUUGGAGCGCUCCUCAUGCUGACAGGCAAAAUAUCUCCGUGGACAGGGCGUUUCUAUUCGCUGCUGGAUCCUUCUUAUGCUAAGAACAACAUUCCCAUCAUUGCUUCUGUGUCUGAACAUCAGCCCACCACCUGGUCCUCCUACUAUUUUGAUCUGCAGCUCCUCGUCUUCAUGUUUCCAGGUACGUCUGAUGCUAGUGUUGGCACCUGUUAUGUGCAUUCUUUCUGGCAUUGGAGUCUCACAGGUGCUGUCCACCUACAUGAAGAAUCUGGACAUAAGUCGUCCAGACAAGAAGAGCAAGAAGCAGCAGGACUCUACUUACCCUAUCAAGAAUGAAGUGGCAAGUGGGAUGAUCCUGGUCAUGGCUUUCUUUCUCAUUACCUAUACCUUUCACUCAACUUGGGUUACCAGCGAGGCCUACUCUUCUCCCUCCAUUGUGUUAUCUGCCCGUGGUGGGGAUGGCAGCAGGAUCAUUUUUGAUGACUUCCGAGAAGCGUAUUAUUGGCUUCGUCACAAUACUCCAGAGGAUGCAAAGGUCAUGUCGUGGUGGGAUUAUGGCUAUCAGAUUACAGCUAUGGCAAAUCGGACAAUUUUAGUAGACAAUAACACAUGGAAUAAUACCCACAUUUCUCGAGUAGGGCAGGCAAUGGCAUCCACAGAAGAAAAAGCCUAUGAGAUCAUGAGGGAGCUUGAUGUCAGCUAUGUGCUGGUCAUCUUUGGAGGCCUCACUGGGUAUUCCUCUGAUGAUAUCAACAAAUUUCUUUGGAUGGUCCGGAUUGGAGGGAGCACAGACACAGGCAGACAUAUCAAGGAGAAUGACUAUUAUACUCCAACAGGGGAAUUUCGUGUGGACCGUGAAGGUUCUCCAGUGUUGCUCAACUGCCUCAUGUAUAAGAUGUGUUACUACCGCUUUGGGCAGGUCUACACAGAAGCCAAGCGUCCACCAGGCUUUGACCGCGUCCGAAAUGCUGAGAUUGGGAAUAAAGACUUUGAGCUUGAUGUCCUUGAGGAAGCAUAUACUACAGAACACUGGCUGGUCAGGAUAUAUAAGGUAAAGGACCUGGAUAAUCGAGGCCUAUCAAGAACAUAAGUGCUGCAUUCAGCUCCGAUACGCUUCGCACUGAGCGCGUCAUAUUUAGGACGUUGAAGAUUUUUUUUUAAUACGAAGUUUAUAAGAACAGAGCCGGAUGGAAUUAGAAUUGUCUGGAAGUUUUGCCCUGGACAGUAUGGGCUGGGCCAAAUGGAAUGAUUUUUAUAAUUCUGAGCAGGUUACCAAAUGAAAUGUGAUGGCUUUACUUUGGUCAAUUAAAGGGGGGAAUUUUUUUUUAAAAAAUGUGCCUUAUUUGUUUUGACUUAUAGCUGAUUUGAGGAAAGUAAAAGUUUGUGCUGGGCUGGUAGGACAGUAGCAGACCUUAUCCAUGCUCUUAGCUCUGUAAAUGAGCCAUACAGGGCAUUCUUUCUCAUAUCAGGAAAACUAUCAGGGUUUAGCUCUGAGUCUACAUAUGUAAACACUUUGUCAUACUUUCUGUAUUGUAGCACCUAGUGAAUGCCUUGCACAUAGUGGGUGCUCAAUAAAUUUUUAUCUAAUGAAAUAAAUGUUUGUGGGACCAGA